Molecule: messenger RNA, 1056 nt
Organism: Penicillium samsonianum
Lineage: Eukaryota; Fungi; Ascomycota; Eurotiomycetes; Eurotiales; Aspergillaceae
Exons: 3
Coding region: 1-1056 (351 amino acids)
Source: RefSeq, a predicted model, not a curated record
AUGCAUCGAUUUCAAAGGAUAUGUAUCUGGAAGCGAUUGGUAAAUGAACGCCGAUGUGAGGUGGCGUUGGCUGUCAAUCGGCCGAUAUUCUCACCCCAUAUCUACUCAAUGAACAAAUCGGCCAGGCAGUACUCAGCAGCACAAAAUGUCCCUUGCGAGUUUCCAACGCGCCAGCUAGAAUCCAAAACCCAUCCACUAGGAUGGGAACGGAUUCAAGCUCAGGUUGAGCCUUAUUUCGCCAACAAUUGGGAUUUUGCCAGCAUGAAAGAGAAAAGGGGGUUUCUUGGUCUUGGGGUAUCCCGCGCCUUUAGUCACUUUUCCCCUUUGACACUAGAUUGUCGCAUUGAUGUGACGUGCAAGAUGCUUUAUAUGUCUUUCCUCGUUGAUGAUCAGCUUGAGAAAAUGAGUUUUACACAAAUGCUGUCGUAUCGAGACCGGGUCAUGAAAGUUGCCCUUGGAACAGUGAGCCCUAAUAGAAGUAUCUCUCUUGAGUGGAUGCUUCACGAUACUGUUAUGGGCAUGCGGAGUAUGGACGAGGUUCUGGCAAAUGAUGUUGUUCAGGGUUUUUGUCAACUUCUGCAGGCCCAGACAUCCCAGGAGAGAGCCACAAUAAAUACUCUCGGAUCAUACCUCAAGUUCAGAGAGACAGAUGUGGGCAGGCCAUUCGGUGCCAAGCUCUGUCUCACUACUGCCGAACUCAAGAAGACUGCCGCCUUGGAAAGCACCGCAUUUAGGCAUGUCAGUGUUAUGAAUGAUAUCUAUAGCUGGGAGCGAGAAUGGAAAGUAUACCAGGCGAACCCAACCGAUGGUGCCCAGCCAUUCUCCGCCAUCUACAUCAUUGCCAACGAGACAGGGCUACCAUAUACGGCGUGCAAGCGAUUGAUGUAUAGCUACUGCCGGGAAUUGGAGCUCGCUUUCAAACAAUCCAGCGAUGAAAUUCGACACAACAGCAUGGAAAGCUUGACACAUGAACUAGAGAUGUACAUCAAAGGUCUGGAAUACUUUAUGUGCGGCAUUGAGUUAUGGAGUCAGUGGACUCCACGAUAUCGACAAUAA